AUGUGCAUUGAUGAGACUGCACUGAUGGGCACUGAUAGGCAGCACUUAUGGGCACUGAUGAGGUGGCACGGAUAGGCAGCACUGUGAUCAGGGGCGGGCUGACAACUCAUGGGGCCCCCGGGCAAUAGGGGAUCAUGGGGCCCCUUUGUUCUUGCCCAAACUCAAAAAAGCCUAUGAAAAAAGGUACCAGGGGCAUCUCAUGGGGCCCCAUACUGACCCCGGGCCCUCGGGCAGUGCCCGAGUUUCCAAAUGGUCAGUCCGCCCCU
Molecule: messenger RNA, 266 nt
Organism: Staurois parvus
Lineage: Eukaryota; Metazoa; Chordata; Amphibia; Anura; Ranidae
Source: the annotation of a GenBank genome assembly